This is a messenger RNA of Raphanus sativus (radish), 2025 nucleotides long. Its product is annotated as U-box domain-containing protein 35. Gene Ontology annotation, molecular function: protein kinase activity; ATP binding. The record is from RefSeq and is a predicted model, not a curated record. Bases 1 to 2025 code for a protein of 674 amino acids. The transcript has 11 exons. Lineage: Eukaryota; Viridiplantae; Streptophyta; Magnoliopsida; Brassicales; Brassicaceae. Gene Ontology annotation, biological process: protein phosphorylation.
AUGUCCGCAAGAAGAGUAGACAAUGAAGCAAUCACGGUGAUAGCCAUUGAUAAAGACAAGAACAGCCAACACGCUUUGAAAUGGGCGGUUGAAAACAUCCUUGUCGAUUCUCCAGAUUGUGUUCUUCUCCACGUUGAACCUAAAGGCACAAUCUCUGCAGAAGGAAACAUAGGAGCACAUAUACAAGAUGAUUCGCACCAGUUCUUUCUUCCUUUCAGAGGAUUCUGCUCUAGGAAAGGAAUUAUUCCCAAGGAGGUUCUUCUACGUGAUAUUGAUAUCUCCAAUGCUAUUGUCAGCUACAUCACCAACAAUACCAUUUCAAAUGUCGUUGUUGGCGCCUCUGCUCACAAUGCCUUCUUCAAGAAGUUUAUGAGUCCAGAUGUUCCCACCACUUUGCUCAAAACAUCUCCAGAGACUUGUGCAGUCUUUGUUGUGUCAAAAGGUAAGCUGCUAAAAAGCAAAUCCGCAAGUCAGGCUCUGAACCAUCGUCCCGUACAACAAAGCCUCUGUACUUUGUUGUACAAUCACGAGCCAACGAGCUCCAGCUAUUCAAGUGAUUCAGAGAGGGAAUCAUUUGUAUCUACACAACACAACAAACCCAUGUCAGAUUUCUCCCAAACCAGUUCACCUCCUCGCAUCUCAUCAGCGCAAACUCUCAGUGAGUUUUGGCAGUCAGACACUGUGACUUCUUACACCAUAUCUCAAAGUUCCACUACCAACGGAAGCUCCAUCUCUUCUACAUCCACGGAAAGUCCACAUGGGAAUCAAAAUCUUGAAGCAGAGGUGAGGAGAUUAAGACUCGAGUUGAAGCAGUUUAAUCCCUCAAACAAUAAAAACCAAAAAGAAAAACUUCAACUACCUAGAGCCAAUGAAACUCAAAGACUAGACCAAGCAAAAGAGAUGCCUACAGCAUUAUCUGAGGAGAAGCAAAAAAGGCUUUCAGCAAUCCAAGCAGCUGAAACCGCAAAGCAGUUAGCGAAAAUGGAGAGCCAAAGGAGAAGAUUACUUGAGAUGCAAGCCAAGUUGAAACAGAGGAUGGCCAGUAACGUCUCUUACAGACGUUACAGUAUCAAAGACGUUGAAGGUGCUACCAACGGCUUUUCAGAUUCUUUAAAGAUUGGCGAAGGAGGGUAUGGACCUGUGUACAAGGCUGUCCUAGAUUACACUCCCGUCGCCGUUAAAAUCUUGAAGUCUGGUAUCACACAAGGCCUUAAACAGUUCCAUCAAGAGGUUGAGGUUUUGAGCAGCAUGAGGCAUCCCAAUAUGGUGAUCCUCCUCGGUGCAUGUCCUGAGUAUGGCUGUCUUGUAUACGAGUACAUGGAAAAUGGAACAUUAGAAGAUCGUCUCUUCUGCAAAGACAACACACCUCCACUUACGUGGAGAGCAAGGUUCAGAAUCGCUGCUGAGAUUGCCACAGGGCUUCUUUUCCUCCACCACGCGAAACCUGAGCCGUUGGUCCAUCGUGAUCUGAAGCCAUCGAACAUUCUACUCGACAGACAUUUCACUAGCAAGAUCAGUGACGUUGGUCUAGCUCGUCUUGUGCCUUCCUCUGUAGCUGAUAGUUAUAGUAACUAUCACAUGACCUCUGCAGCUGGUACUUUCUGUUACAUCGAUCCUGAGUAUCAGCAAACCGGUUUGCUCGGAGUGAAAUCUGAUCUGUACUCUUUUGGUGUGGUGCUUCUGCAAAUCAUAACAGCCAUGCCGGCAAUGGGGUUAGGACAUAAAGUAGAGAUGGCGGUUGAAAACAACAAGCUCAGAGAGCUUUUGGAUCCAACGGUAUCAGAAUGGCCUGAGGAAGAGACUCUGGAGUUGGCUAAACUGGCUUUGCAGUGCUGUGAGCUGAGGAAAAGAGACAGACCUGAUCUUGCUUCAGUAGUGUUACCGGCUCUGAACAGGCUAAGAGAGUUUGCAACAGAGGAUUAUGAACGUAUCAAGAACAGAACAUCAUCUCAUGUGUCACAAUCUAACUAUUCAGAUCCGGUUCCUUCCUCUCAGUUCAUGAACAACUAUGUUUCUGCCAUGUAG